CUAGGUUGAGAUGAAGUCAAUUACAGUAUUUUAGAGAGUUUGAGUUUCAACUAAAAGUCGUUACCGUGAAGCAAGCAACGAAAUGCCAUUUUAGUUGAAAACUGCUUCAUGUACCCGGCCACUUUACUGAUCCGGAAAUAUCGCGAGGCUUUUCUCUUGGGAUUCGCUGGCUAUCUUGUGCCAUUCCAAGUCUUUGUAGCGGAGCGAACGAGGGACGGUCGAGCGAUGGAAUGGUCCUCUGUAAAAAGCAAGGCUCGCGAGCAUAAAUGUGCUGAGCGAGGAUUCGCUGCCCACUGUAACCGUGAAGCUCAGGAGACGAAAGUUAAGCCGGAAAACUUGCAAUGUCCUUGUGGCUCAGUUCAGGGUAACAAAAAUAUUCGGCUGUGUUGCAUUUUCAAGACAGGUUUGCCUUGGGAGAUGGAAAGGUACUUAGCUUCGGGGCCGUCGAGAUUUGUAGAGUUCAAUGAAGGUUUCGAGCAAAGCGCGGCACUUGGCAGUACGUAAGGCUCACACAGGAGCAUGCUUGACUAAAUGCUUAAGUUGGUGUUCCGCUAUUAAACUUGAUAAGAACUCAGAAAUACUGGCUUAGAUACACGAUGUUGGAGCGCCGCACGAAAAAUUUUAGGAAGAAAAUUUUGAUCCCUGGCCUGUGACAACCACUGGUGGAUCGUACCUGAGAGUUGGAGAAGUGAAAGGAAUCUUGGCUAAAGUCCGGGCACUAGUGGUGCAAACCCUGUGUGCGGGGAUGUGUCAUAGGGUGGUGAGGGAUUGAUCAUGGGGAGGCGGCCGUGCUGCGACAAGCAGAGGGUGAAGAGGGGGCCGUGGACGGCGCAGGAGGACAACAGGCUGGCGAAAUUCAUCGCCGCCGACGGCCGCCGCUGCUGCUGGCGGGCAGUGCCGAAGCUGGCCGGCCUGCAGCGGUGCGGCAAGAGCUGCCGGCUCCGCUGGACCAACUACCUCCGCCCCGGCCUCAACCACAGUAUGCUCACCGAGGCUGAGGAGUGGCUCGUCAUCCACCUCCAUGCCAAACUCGGCAACAGGUGGUCGAAAAUUGCAGCGGAAUUAUCCGGGAGAACCGAUAAUCAAAUAAAGAACUACUGGAACACACGCAUCAAGAAGAAGCUCGUCGGCAUGGGGAUCGACCCGGCGACCCACGAGCCGCUCGGCCCGACAGAAUCGAUGGCGCCGGAAUCGAAGUCCGACGAUAAACCACAGCUGCAAGAGGGCGAGGCGCAAAUCACGAAGGCAGCGGCGUCGGAGGAGGAGGAGCAACCGGUGCUGAGCAGCAGCUUCCUGUGGGACGGGGAUUUUAGCGCUGAAAGAGAGGAGUCGGCGAUGUUUCCGUGCGGGAGUUUCGAGGGAUGCGUAGAAGUCGGCGACGAGUUCUGGAACUUCCGCUGUGAUUCGCUGUUCGAGUGCGCGGAACUCGGCGUUUGAGAAUGUCAGACGCGUCGCUAUCAUAAGUGAACGUAUAAAAAUAAAAAUUUAAUAAAUAAAAUUUUAAAAUAAAAAAUCGAAA
This is a messenger RNA of Ananas comosus (pineapple), 1519 nucleotides long. Its product is annotated as protein ODORANT1-like. The coding region runs from base 775 to 1437 and encodes 220 amino acids. The transcript has 3 exons. Lineage: Eukaryota; Viridiplantae; Streptophyta; Magnoliopsida; Poales; Bromeliaceae. The record is from RefSeq and is a predicted model, not a curated record.